AUGUCAACCCAGACCUCUUCAUCGGCGUUGCCACAACGGCCGGUACCCAAGUUCUCUGAGGGCUCGGACGAGGCGGGCCUGACCCAGAAGCUGCAGGGCCUGCUAGCAUCAGCAGACAGCGAGUCCAGUGCAGUACGAGGACGUUGGAAUUUGAUCCCGAGCGGCGAGGGUCUGGAACGGAGCUUCAAGUUCAAGACGUUUGCCAAGACGUGGGACUUUAUGACGGCAGUAGCACUACAAUGCAAACUCAAGAACCACCACCCGGAGUGGUCGAAUGUCUACAACACAACCUUCAUCCGCUGGAAGACGCACAGCCCGCAGGGCCUCUCGGCGCUCGACGUCGAGCUGGCGGCCAUCUGUGACAGCCUGGCUCGUGACUUUGGCGAGGUCGUCGACAAGGAUGCUUCCAGCGAGCAGAGCUGCAGUCUGGGCAGCGGGCUGGCUGAUGCUGCAGCGUCUAAUGCUGGCGACUGCUGCAUACCGAAGCCGAAGCCGAAGCCGAAGCCGAAGCCAAAGGCCUAG
Molecule: messenger RNA, 522 nt
Organism: Neoarthrinium moseri
Lineage: Eukaryota; Fungi; Ascomycota; Sordariomycetes; Amphisphaeriales; Apiosporaceae
Exons: 3
Coding region: 1-522 (173 amino acids)
Biological process (GO): tetrahydrobiopterin biosynthetic process
Molecular function (GO): 4-alpha-hydroxytetrahydrobiopterin dehydratase activity
Source: RefSeq, a predicted model, not a curated record